Messenger RNA from Carya illinoinensis, 2750 nucleotides. Its product is annotated as probable receptor-like serine/threonine-protein kinase At5g57670. Gene Ontology annotation, molecular function: protein kinase activity; ATP binding. Gene Ontology annotation, biological process: protein phosphorylation. The record is from RefSeq and is a predicted model, not a curated record. Lineage: Eukaryota; Viridiplantae; Streptophyta; Magnoliopsida; Fagales; Juglandaceae. Bases 670 to 2457 code for a protein of 595 amino acids. The transcript has 10 exons.
AGAAACCUAUGAACUAUAUGUGUCCCAUUGUUUGUCCGAAUGAUAAACAUGAUGGGCAGGCAAUUAUAUGGAACCCUCUCUCUCCCUCUCUUUAUCCAUGAAGAAAUGUGAGAAACGGUAGUGUCCUCUCAAAGUUUCAUUCACGAUAAAGUAAGGAGCUCUGCUUGAGUGGCAAUUAUCCCCUCCAACCAAAUGGAACAAAGUAGGACUUGAAAAAAAUAAAAAGAAUCACUUUUUAAUUACUAUGAGGGAAGGGAAGCCCUUCUGUUGGCUUAUAGAGCAAGACAAAUCAAAUAUAUGGCCACCAUCCUUGCUUAUACGCCAAAGCACCCAACCAUAACAAUUAAUUGUAAAGAGGCAGAGAGAGAGAGAGACUGAUGAAUUCUGCUGCCACCACUGUGAAUGGAUUUGUCAUGCUUCUUAAACAAGAAUAAGUCACUAAAACCAGAGCUGAGGUGGCCUCACUUUCCAGCAGACCUUAAUCAUGUUGUUUUCAACAUCUACAUAUUCGUGAGCUGAUUGUCCGUGUUUCCUCUGUGACAAGAAUCAUAAAAGCAAAAUAACUGAAACUCCCUCUGUCGACUAGAAUCAUAAAAGCAAAAUAACUGAAACUCCCUGCACGAAUUCAGCUGCAUUCAAAACCCCCUGUCGGCCAAUUUGCAAUAGACAAUGAUCCCUCCAAGUACAGCCCCUGCUAAAAUACUGAUAGGCCUUUCAUUUGAUGCUGAGGAAAGCAAAGAGGCUCUCUCAUGGGCAAUCGGCGUUGUAGCCCGUCCAGAUGACAGCAUUGUUGCCGUACACGUUCUUGUUGGGAAGGAGAAGAAGAAUGAGGUGGUGAAGAAAAACCAAUCAAAAUUCCGCCAGGCAAAAGCCUAUGUCAUAUCUGUGCUUGGAGAAUUUGCCGAGACCUGCCAAUCUAAGCAGAUAAACUUGGAAGCUAGAGUGGUGUUCAGCUCUAAUGUCGGAAGAGGUUUGAUUGAGGAAGUGAAAUCCAUUUCAGCUGACCUUCUCCUGCUUCGUGGCUCAAGAAAACGAACAAAUAGAUUUUCGCAUAAAACUACAGGGUAUUGCUUUGAGCAUGCCCCUGAAAGUUGUACAGUGAUUUCAGUUGGAAAGUGGGGCAGAGCACAACAACAUUCAGAUCAAUCGAGAUCAAGGUGGUCAAAUGGGAGUAUUGACAGUGAUAGGGAUGCCUCCCCUGUUCAAACGCCUACCGUCUCGGACACAAAGAAAGAGAAAAAUUCACCAAAAUCUGUACUUUAUGAACUUGAGGAGGAAUCUAACAGCGCAGCAGAUGAUAGCUUUAGUUCUGGAGGGACAAGAAUUUCUCAAUCCCCUCCUCUGGCUUCAAAUUUCAAAAGCCAAUCCAAGACAAGGAAGCAGCCGUCUCCAUACAGACUUUUUUCCGCAAUCUUUGGCUCUCCAUUAAGGAAAAGAAAAGGCAGUUUGUCCGACAAAGAAAGUCAGCAACCUAUGCUGAAGUGCUUCAGCUAUGAGGAAAUCUCCAAUGCCACAUGCAACUUCCAUCCAGACAAUAUUGUCGGCCGAGGGGGCUACUCAGAGGUAUACAGAGGUGAUCUUUCUGGCGGAAAAACAAUUGCGGUGAAGAGAUUGGCCAAGGACAACAAAGAUGCUAACAAGGAAAAAGAGUUUCUGAUGGAAUUGGGUAUAAUUGGACACGUCUCCCAUCCUAAUACUGCAAGCUUAGUUGGCUGCUGCUUCGAAAAUGGAUUCUACCUGAUAUUCAGCUUCUCCCAGAAUGGAAAUUUAUCGUCCGCAUUGCAUGGCAAAACAUGCAGAUCACUUGAGUGGCCAAUCAGAUACAAGAUUGCCAUUGGUGUAGCAAGGGGUCUGCAUUAUCUCCAUAAAUGUUGUAAGCACAGAAUAAUACAUCGUGACAUAAAGGCCUCAAACGUCCUUCUUGGGCCAGAUUAUGAACCACAGAUCACAGAUUUUGGGCUUGCAAAGUGGCUUCCAAACAAAUGGACACACCGAGCUGUCACUCCAAUAGAGGGGACAUUUGGAUACCUAGCACCAGAGUAUUUCAUGCAUGGAAUCGUGGAUGAAAAGAUCGAUGUUUUUGCGUUUGGGGUUCUUCUUCUGGAAAUCGUAACUGGCCGGAGGCCCGUGGAUUCAUCAAAGCAAAACCUUGUGCUAUGGGCCAAGCCUCUUAUGGAAUCGGGAAACCUUGGCCAACUAGCUGAUCCGAAACUGGAAGGCAAAUACGAUUUGGAAGAGUUGUAUAGAAUAGUACUGACGGCUUCUCUCUGUGUGAGACAAUCCUCAAUAUGGCGUCCAUCAAUGAGCGAGGUAUUGGAGCUUCUAAGCAGCGGCCAAGACUCCGAGUUUGCAAAGAGUCGGAGGAUUCCCAAGUUCACCUCAGACGAGUUGGACGAUUAUUCUAUGGUUUUUGGAUAUGAGGUUCCAACAGAAAUUUCCCUGGAGGAUUAUUUGUGAGCAUGGAUGCAGGCCCCAUUUUCAUUUCCCUUGUCGCAGUCUCAUGGGUUUUGAGUUUCUUGUGACAGAAAGAACUGUAGUUGACUUAUUAGUAGAUCUAAACUUGCUUUUUUAUUUUAUUUUUCCUGACUUCGUAUUUUCAAGUCCUGGAUUAAUCCCACAUCCUCGCUUUAAAGGUAUGUCUUGUGGAACAGCAGCAAGCAAGAAGUUAUAUAUUUAGAAUCUGCAUGUAGAAAUCAGAGCUGUAUUGUCAAGAGUUUUAUAAGAAAAAAUUGAAGUUUGCAGCUUUUUUA